AGAAUCAUGGAGCAAGCAAAACAAAUCGAUGACACGAUUCCGCUGCCGGGAUCGAAACGGACGAUUUUUGAAUUCGGACGAUUUGAUCAUUCCGAGAUUCCGCUGGAGAAAGAAGAGAUACCUGUUGUUAUCAUUGGAAGCAGUAUGGUGGGUAUGUUUAUGGGCCUGUUGCUCGGAUACCAUGGGUUUCUAUCACCUAAUGUUCAGGUCUCAGCNAUUCACUCGAUAUCUUUCGACCGCCAUCCCUCAACGGCAAUCCAUCCACGGGCGGCUUUGUUUCUACUCCGCACGGUCGAAGUGCUACGUCAACUCGGACUUGAGGACUUGUUCGUGGCAGAGAGCGANAAAAACUUCGAUCUUGACGCCGGAAUGCUUGUUGUGGAGAAACUAUAUCAGGGCAAGAUCCUUGCUGCACAUCAGGAAAGCGACCCGACUGAGGUCGCCAAAGUGACACCAUGCAAACGUCUCUGGCUCACACAGGAUAUGUUUGAGCCCCUCCUACGCCGAAAUGCUGCCAAGUAUGAUGCAGAACAAAGAUUUGGCCAGGUGGUAAUGCACUACGAGGAAUGUGCAGAUGGAGUCAUCGUUGUCGUCCGAGACGUGGAGACCGGCGCGUUGAAGAAACACAAGACCAAAUAUCUCGUCGCUGCUGACGGCAAUAGGAGUGCCACAAGGCAGUGUGAAGGCAUUGAAUGGCAUGGCCCAGGUCAUCUUGCCAACAGCAUCUCCAUCAACUUCAAGGCAAACCUGGUUCCUUACCUAGGCACCAGAGCAGUUCAUGGUGUGACGUACAUCAUGAAUACUCACUUUACCGGAGGAUUUCGACUCGAUGCCGGCGGCAAAGGUGGUUUCUUGAUAGUUUCCAGAGCCAAGAACAGGGAAACCGGAUUCAAGCCCGACUCGGUGUCCGCUAACGAAGCACGCCAAUUUUUCGAAGCUUGUUCAGGAAUCGACGCUGAUGAGUGUGGAUUCGAGGUCGAUUUCAUUUCGUAUUGGACGGUUGCUGCUUACAAUGCAGACAAGUACACCAGUGACGCUGGGAGGGUCUUUCUCAUGGGUGAUGCAGCACACACAAUGCCACCUGCUGGNUCAGUAUCUAUUCUGGCGAGGUGA
Messenger RNA from Aureobasidium vineae, 1113 nucleotides. The record is from the annotation of a GenBank genome assembly. NCBI's taxonomy places the organism in Eukaryota, Fungi, Ascomycota, Dothideomycetes, Dothideales, Saccotheciaceae.